Molecule: messenger RNA, 1026 nt
Organism: Suhomyces tanzawaensis NRRL Y-17324
Lineage: Eukaryota; Fungi; Ascomycota; Pichiomycetes; Serinales; Debaryomycetaceae
Product: ubiquitin domain-containing protein DSK2
Exons: 1
Coding region: 1-1026 (341 amino acids)
Biological process (GO): ubiquitin-dependent protein catabolic process
Cellular component (GO): cytosol
Molecular function (GO): polyubiquitin modification-dependent protein binding
Source: RefSeq, a predicted model, not a curated record
AUGUCUCUUUCCAUAACCAUCAAGUCCUCUGGUGGCACCAAGUAUGAGGUCUCCAUCGACCCCUCCAUAACCGUGGCCGAAUUGAAGACUGCCGUGGCCGAAAAGCUGGGCAUAGAAGCUGAAAGACAACGGUUGAUCUACUCAGGAAAGGUGUUGAAGGACACCGAAACCGUCGAAAGCUACAAGAUCCAGGAUGGACACACCAUCCACUUGGUCAAGAGUGCCGCUGCUUCAGGCGGUGCUCUGUCUGGCGCUGCCAGCUCCUCUGCUGCAAACUCCACUGCCAGCUCAGCGCCUUCCUCCAACGCCAUACCCUCCAAUAUUGCUGCUGGAACCGGUUCCUUCAACCCAUUAUCGGACUUGACAGGCGCUCGUUAUGCUGGCUACGCCCAGCUUCCCUCUGCGUCCAUGUUUGGCCCAGACGGAGGUAUGAACGGAAUGCCAGACCCAGAACAGAUGAACCAGAUGUUGAGCAGUCCUCAAUUCCAAGAGAGCAUGAACCAGAUGUUGUCCAACCCCCAGAUGCUUGAAUUCAUGAUCAACCUGAACCCGCAAUUGAGAGCAAUGGGUCCCCAGGCCCGAGAAAUGCUCCAGAGUCCUUUCUUCAGACAGAUGCUCGCCAACCCCGACAUGAUGAGAGGCAUGAUGGAAAUGACCCGUGGUGUUGGUGGUGGCGCCCAGGCUCCACCAGCCUUCCCAGCCCCAGGCGCCAACCCCACUCAGCAAAGCGACAGCAGCGACUCCACCCAGAGCCAAGGUACUCCAAACACUGCACCUGCUAAUCCAUUUGCAUCCAUGUUCCCCAACGGAGCCCCUCCAAUCAACCCGUUUGCUCUCUUUGGAGAAGGUGCUGGCGGAGCUGCUGCUGCUCCAGCGGACAACAGACCACCUGAAGAGAGGUACGAGUCGCAGUUGAGACAGCUCAACGAUAUGGGAUUCUUUGAUUUCGAUAGAAACGUGGAGGCGUUGAGAAGAACUGGUGGUAGCGUGCAAGGUGCCAUCGAGUACUUGUUGGGAGGAAAUUAG